Molecule: messenger RNA, 1639 nt
Organism: Cucurbita pepo subsp. pepo (vegetable marrow)
Lineage: Eukaryota; Viridiplantae; Streptophyta; Magnoliopsida; Cucurbitales; Cucurbitaceae
Source: RefSeq, a predicted model, not a curated record
GAAGGGGUCAAAUUGGAACGAGAGCUGUAAAGGAGACCAACGACAAAAUACAAACCGAAGUGGGUUUCGAAUCUUCAUCUCCAGACGAUCGUUCGAGUUGCUGGGAAUUUUGUCCUCAAAAUAUCUUCUGAGCUAAGCUUAUAAACUGGUGCCAGUUUGAGGAAAAAAGAUGUGGGCAGCAUCUUGCCUUGCGUCGUGCUGUGCAGCUUGCGCAUGUGAUGCAUGCCGUACGGUUGUUUCGAGUAUUAGCCGUAGGUCUGCAAGGAUUGCAUACUGUGGCCUCUUCGCACUCUCUCUGAUUGUUUCUUGGAUUCUCAGAGAGGUCGCUGCUCCCCUUCUGGAGAAGAUCCCUUGGAUUAAUACUUUCCAUGAAACACCUAGCAGAGAUUGGUUUCAAACUGAUGCAGUCUUGCGGGUUAGCUUGGGAAAUUUUCUCUUCUUCACCAUUCUAUCUGUAAUGAUGGUUGGUGUAAAAAGUCAAAGGGAUCCCCGUGAUGGUAUUCACCACGGUGGAUGGAUGGUGAAAGUUAUUUGUUGGUUCCUUCUGGUGGUACUAAUGUUUUUCAUUCCAAAUGAGAUUAUUGCCUUUUAUGAGUCUAUAUCAAAAUUUGGCUCAGGACUGUUUCUUCUCGUCCAAGUUGUUCUUUUGCUGGAUUUUGUUCACAGAUGGAAUGACACCUGGGUUGGAUAUGAUGAGCAAUUUUGGUUUAUUCCCACUCUCCAAUCCCCCAUGGCUGACCAAUCAACCCCGCNUUUCUGUUAUCUUGCAACAUUUGUCUCGUCUGGAUUUCUCUUUCACUGGUUCACACCAUCAGGACAUGACUGUGGGCUCAACACCUUCUUUAUAGUCAUGGCCCUAAUUUUUGCGUUUGUUUUCACAGUUGUUGCACUACACCCUUCAGUUGGUGGCAGUGUUUUACCUGCAUCAGUCAUCUCGUUGUACUGCAUGUAUCUCUGUUACAGUGGGCUUGCUAGUGAACCAAGAGACUAUGAAUGUAAUGGUCUCCACAAGCAUUCCAAGGCUGUUUCUACUGGCACUCUUGCCUUGGGUCUUCUCACCACUGUUCUAUCAGUAGUCUAUUCUGCUGUUCGUGCUGGUUCUUCUACAACCUUGCUUUCUCCUCCAAGUUCACCCGGUGCGGGAAAGCCAUUGCUUCCAUUGGAGAAGUCAGAUGAGCACGAGGAAAAAGAGAAGGCAAAGCCAGUUACAUAUUCAUAUUCAUUUUUCCACAUCAUCUUCUCUCUUGCUAGUAUGUACUCAGCAAUGCUCCUGACUGGAUGGACUAGCUCUGUUGGCGGGAGUGGCAGGUUGGUCGAUGUCGGGUGGUCAUCCGUGUGGGUUCGGGUUGUGACUAGUUGGGCUACUGCAGCAUUGUUCAUCUGGUCUUUGAUUGCCCCCGUCCUGUUUCCAGACCGGGACUUCUAGCGGCUUACUCGUCGAACUUGUGAUGUCGAUGUGUCUAAGUAAGUUCUAUUGCGUGCACGUAUGAUGUACAUGAAAAUUUCCAGUGUGUAUAUGGUAAGCCUGGAGGAUGGCUUUAAAACUGGACCUUGAACUUGUUUGGAAGACGUUAUUCACUUGCAUAUGGUGACUUAAGAAAGUUAUAAUAUAGACUCCAAAACAGUGCCUUGAGUGAUU